Molecule: messenger RNA, 2123 nt
Organism: Dipodomys ordii (Ord's kangaroo rat)
Lineage: Eukaryota; Metazoa; Chordata; Mammalia; Rodentia; Heteromyidae
Gene: Ubox5
Product: U-box domain containing 5
Exons: 6
Coding region: 284-1909 (541 amino acids)
Biological process (GO): protein polyubiquitination
Cellular component (GO): nucleus
Molecular function (GO): ubiquitin protein ligase binding; ubiquitin-ubiquitin ligase activity
Source: RefSeq, a predicted model, not a curated record
GAGCGGCCGUGUCUCCUCAACCUGCGGGGUCCUAGGCCACCUAUUGCGGCGGCCGCCUUGGCCAGGCUCAGUUGCGGAUCCAAAAUGCUGAGAAAUUUGUGAUAUAGUGGUAUUGGAUAUGCCUUGCAACAGCCCCCAAGGUUACCCGGGAGAAGGAUAGAGCUGCCACUUGGGCUGAACUGAAGAGAAUUAACAUUGGAUUGACUGAAGGCUUUGGAUAUAUUCCCUCACAUUACAUUUUGGCUGUUUCUGAUGCUUGGAAUCUAUCCUUGCAGCCACAAAGAUGGUAAUAAAUCUUUGUCUUCCGCAAUUCAGACCAAGAAUUCACUGCAACAAGAUCUCAGCUGAUGGCUAUGAAGUUGAAAAUCUCAUCUCUGAAGACCUCACAAAAAGAAGCCAUGGUUUUAGGACCGAGUAUUUCAUUAAGCCACCAGUCUUUGUGACAGUUUCCUUUCCUUUUAAUGUGGAAAUCUGUAGGAUUAACAUAGACCUCACAGCUGGGGGAGGCCAAAAUGUCACUGGCCUGGAAAUGUACACAUCUGCCUUACCCAGCAGAGCCUCUUGGAGUUCAUCUGAGUGCCAGGCACUGGGCCUAUCUGAGCCAUCUGUCCCGGACAAGGAAGCAUUCACCUUGGUAGGCAAAGUCUUACUGAGAAACCAGAACCAAGUAGUGUUCAGCCACAGGGGCUUCAAGGCCAGGCCACCUUUCAGCCCAGUGGAAGUCACACUGCCCUCUCCUGCUGUUGUAGCCCAGGAGCUGUGGAAUAAGGGGGCUCUUUCCCUUAGUCACGUGGCCCACCUCAGGAUCUGCAUCACCCAUGUGACAGGCAGUGGCAUUCCUUGCAUCAAACGGCUAGAGGUAUGGGGUCAGCCAGCCAAGACCUGCUCUCAGGAUGUGAUAGACAGUGUCCUGUUAGUGGCUUCAGAGACCCUACCUCAAGUCUUAACUUUUCAGACUCCAUCCUUGCCCAUGGAGAGUGAUUGUGCCCCUGGGGGCCAGUCUGAGCACCCACAGGCCCCCUCGGGCCUCCAGGGGCUGGCUAAGGAGAUUCAGGAUGUGCCUGAGGAGUUUCUGGAUCCCAUCACCCUCGAGAUCAUGACUUGCCCCAUGCUGCUGCCCUCUGGCAAGGUCAUCGACCAGAGCACCCUGGAGAAGUGCAACCGUAGUGAAGCUGCGUGGGGCCGGGUGCCCAGCGACCCUUUCACAGGUGUAGCCUUUACUCCACACUCCCAGCCCCUGCCCCACACUUCCUUGAAAGCCCGCAUUGAUCAUUUCCUGCUCCAGCACUCCAUCCCUGGCUGCCAUCUACUUGGGAGAGCACAGACUGCAUCAGCAGUAACCCCUUCUAUCCUUGCCCUGUCUUCUCGGAAAAGGAAGCUAGAGGAAGCUGGACAGGCCUCGAAUAGCAGCCUUGGUACAAAUGCUUCCUGUUUCUCCAGCAUAUACCCUCUGGUCUCACCCACUACCUCAGAACACACCACCAAGAAGAUGAAAGCCAUCAGUGAGCUUGGCCUGACGUACAUGGACUGUUCAACAGGUCCAGUGUCUCAUGAGCAGAAGCUGUCACAAAGCUUGGAAAUUGCCUUGAUGUCCACCCUUGGCUCCAUGCCCUCCUUCACCACCCGGCUGACCCGGGGGCAGCUCCAGCACCUGGGCACAAGAGGGAACAGCACUUCUGGGAGGCCAGGCGCCAUCUCGGAGCAGUCCAGGGGCGAUGUUGGUCCUGAAUGUGCCUCCUGCAAAAGAGUAUUUUCUCCCUACUUCAAAAAGGAGCCUGUGUACCAGCUACCCUGUGGCCACCUCCUCUGCCGGCCCUGCCUGGGUGAGCAGCAGCGCGCUCUGCCCAUCAUGUGCACAACCUGUCAGCAGCCAGUCGCCAGCCAGGAUGUGCAGCGAGUCCACUUCUGAGUGAUCAUCCUCAACCUGAGGAGCCCUGUUGCUAGGAGGAGCCGAGGGGAGUCAGGAGCAGGGCUCAGUGCUCCUGUGACCUGGCUGGUGCAAGCACAUAGUGGCCUCUUUCCUGGGACUGUCGCACCUCACUGUACAGCAUGGUCACCAAGUGGGGAGCACUCCACUCCUGGCUCGGGUGGCAGCAGGAUAAAAAAGCCAUAAGCUGGGCUUU